Molecule: messenger RNA, 603 nt
Organism: Acanthosepion pharaonis
Lineage: Eukaryota; Metazoa; Mollusca; Cephalopoda; Sepiida; Sepiidae
Source: the annotation of a GenBank genome assembly
AUGAAUCAUAUUCUCUCACUCUCUCUCUCUCUCUCUCUCUCUCUCUCUCUCUCUAUCUAUCUAUCUAUCUAUCUAUCUAUCUCUCACUCUCUCUAUCUAUCUAUCUCUCUCUUGAACUCACCCGUCAUUUCUCCCUAUUUAUUGCUAUCUCUUCACAAAACUCCCUGCUUAUAUUCUAUCUACCUAUAUCUAUCGAUCUGUGUAUCUAACUGUCUGUCUAUCUGUAUCUAUCUAUCUAUCUAUCUAUCUAUCUAUCUAUCUAUGAGUCUGCUCAUAUCUAUCUAUCUAUCUAUCUAUUUAUCUCUAUUUGACUCGGCAUAUAUAUCUAUCUGUCUAUCUAUAUAUCUAUCUAUGUGUCUCAACAUUAUAUCAUAUCUAUUAUCUAUUUAUCUAUAUCUGUCUAUCAUAUACUAUCUAUCUAUCUAUCUAUCUAUCUGUCAAAGAUCUAUCUAUCUAUCUAUCUAUCUAUCUAUCUAUCUAUCUAUCUAUCUAUUUCAAUCUAUUAUCUAUUUCAAUAAUAUUAAUAUCUAUCUAUCUAUCUAUCUAUCUAUCUAUCUAUCUAUCUAUCUAUUUCAACCCAUUCAUAUAAAUAUAUCUACAUAG